Messenger RNA from Zingiber officinale, 1312 nucleotides. RefSeq lists its product as uncharacterized. Lineage: Eukaryota; Viridiplantae; Streptophyta; Magnoliopsida; Zingiberales; Zingiberaceae. The record is from RefSeq and is a predicted model, not a curated record. The transcript has 7 exons. The coding region runs from base 91 to 1128 and encodes 345 amino acids.
AGGAGCUCUCCUCCACACCCUUCAGACUUGGCACCGCCAAACCCACUCAAUCGCGCACUGAUUCGCACCCUUUCUUCCAUCUUUGCUCUUAUGGCGCUCCACCUCCACGGCCUCAUCCUCCGCUCCUUCUUCCCCUCCUCGCAUCGCCAAGCCGCCUCCACUGCCGGAGCGCCCUUCUUCCUUCCUCAUCCGACCUUUCCGCCGUGCACUCCCCGUCUUCCUCUCCGUUUCAAGCCCCGUAGGAAUUACCCGUCCGUCACCGGGAGGCUCAACUCGUGCUCUCCGCCGGCGGCCUCCGCAGCAGUCUCACAAACAGCAGAACCCGUAAAACUCACACAUUUGGAGAGUAACAGUUGGCUGUGGGAUGUCGACGGAGUCAGGAUGUUGGUAGAUCCGAUCCUGGUGGGGAACUUGGACUUCGGCGUGCCUUGGCUCUACGAUGGAGCUAAGAGAUUUUUGAAGAACUUCAAUCUGCAGGAUCUUCCUGAGCUCGAUUGCUUGCUGAUCACGCAGAGCCUUGACGACCAUUGCCAUGUCAAGACCCUGACUCCUCUCUCGAAAAUGCUUCCCGAGUUGCCUGUCAUCGCCACCCCUAAUGCUGAGGCGAUUUUGACCACUCUGUUUAAAAAUGUUACCUAUUUAGAACCGGGUCAAAGCAUUGAUUUGGAGGGAAAAAAUGGAAGUAAAGUUAAAGUCUCUGCAACUGAAGGUCCAAUUUUGGGGCCUCCUUGGCAGAGGCCAGAAAAUGGGUAUAUAGUUGAAUCUGGACAAAGCCAUUUGACUCUCUACUAUGAGCCACACUGUGUAUACAACAGUUCCUUUCUACAAAAUUACCAGGCUGAUGUUGUCAUAACUCCAGUCAUUAGGCAACUGCUUCCUGGUUUCACUUUAGUCUCUGGACAAGAAGAUGCUGUGCUUCUCGCAAAGUUGUUGAAAGCCAAAUACAUUGUUACAAUGAAAAACGGUGACCUCGACGCCAAAGGACUUCUUUCAUGGAUUCUUUAUGCGGAGGGCACAACAGAAUCAUUCCAGGAAUUGCUGUUGAAGGAAUUGCCAAACGUCCAGGUGUUGGAGCCUACGCCUGGUGUGCCAUUGGAGAUACCUGUGGUUUCUGCUGUCUCACAGUGAAGCUCCUAAAUAUACAAAACUGUUUUUCUUUUUUUACCAAUUAUAUAUAACACAGUCCAAUCACAAGUAUGCGUGUGUAUAUUCUUGCUUUCUUCUUCAGUUUCAGUUCAAGUAUUAGAGGAAUGAUUUCGCAGUCGUAUGCAAACAGCAACACGAGAGGAGAAAGUUCCGAACGCUUUCAGUA